UUUCACCUCCAGGUGAUUUGAAUUUCGAGCCUCUUGCAGUCUUGAUGGACAACUUCGCUUUCCUCAAACUGAUCACACUCGGAACUUCCAGGGUUGGAGUUUUAUGCGAUUGAGAGCGAUCGGCACUGCAGAAUUCUAUGUACUAGGAAGACCGGGAUUAAAAUGGCUUCCAGAGGAAAGACAGAGACAAGCAAAUUAAAGCAGAAUUUAGAAGAACAGUUGGAUAGACUAAUGCAGCAAUUACAAGAUCUGGAGGAAUGCAGAGAAGAGCUUGAUGCAGAUGAAUAUGAAGAAACCAAAAAGGAAACUCUGGAGCAGCUAAGUGAAUUUAAUGAUUCGCUGAAGAAAAUUAUGUCUGGAAACAUGACUCUGGUAGAUGAACUAAGUGGAAUGCAGCUGGCUAUUCAGGCAGCCAUCAGCCAGGCCUUUAAAACUCCAGAGGUCAUCAGAUUGUUUGCAAAGAAACAACCAGGUCAGCUUCGGACCAGGUUAGCAGAGAUGGAUAGAGAUCUGAUGGUAGGAAAACUGGAAAGAGACCUAUACACUCAGCAGAAAGUGGAGAUACUAACGGCUCUCAGGAAACUUGGAGAGAAGCUGACAGCAGAUGAUGAGACCUUCUUGUCAGCAAAUGCUAGUGCUGUCCUGAGCCAGUUUGAGAAAGUCUCAACAGACCUUGGCUCUGGAGACAAAGUCCUUGCUCUAGCAAGUUUUGAGGUUGGAAAAGCUCAAAAGUGACAGUGUGAGAGCUGGGAACAGUGAAUCCACUCCUCCUGUACAUGGUGGUGUGUUCUGAGGAUUCUGAGUCACUGCAAAGAAACAGAUACUCUGAAAGUAUAUUUGUAUCCUGGGACUAGGUAACAUGGAGACGUACUGUCACUGCUGUUUAUGUUCUUCCUCACCUCUCUCUGUGCAGGGCUCCUGGCUGAGUGACCCUGGACUUAAGACUCAUUGGGCUGGCUUCAUUAUGAUUUGUUUGUUGGAGAGAGAGCAGAAAAUAGACUUGCUCUGUUCACCAUGUGGCCCAUACUGGCUUCAAACUCCUCUGUAGCCCGUGCUGGCCUAAACCUGUGAUAGUGAAACCUCAGCCUCCCAAGCAGUGGGUUAUGCCCAGUUUCUUUGGUUCUAAAUGCUGAUAGGGAAUAAAAAGAUGUUUGCUAUUGAUUUAUUUCCAUCACUGGACUGGUGCAGCAGCUUCACCAAUCCUCCUGUGUGCUCCUGGAGUUUAGAGCCCCAGUGAUGUUAGAAGUCAUUUUAUUUACAAACAAGGAAAGAUUCAGAAAGAGCAAGCGAUUUGCUAAAGACACAUCAGACAGAGCUGAGGAUCAGGACAAGUCCUGUGGGUCCUUACUCCCACUUUAUUACCCACUGA
Molecule: messenger RNA, 1369 nt
Organism: Perognathus longimembris pacificus (Pacific pocket mouse)
Lineage: Eukaryota; Metazoa; Chordata; Mammalia; Rodentia; Heteromyidae
Gene: Lzic
Product: leucine zipper and CTNNBIP1 domain containing
Exons: 7
Coding region: 163-735 (190 amino acids)
Biological process (GO): negative regulation of Wnt signaling pathway
Cellular component (GO): beta-catenin destruction complex; cytosol; nucleus
Molecular function (GO): beta-catenin binding
Source: RefSeq, a predicted model, not a curated record